GGAAAAAAGAAAGAAAAAAAUAAAACACAGUGAAAAAACCAAUUAUUACAUUUAAUUCUACAUAAAACAAGUGUGUAAUUUAUUUAUUAAUUUCAUAGAUAAACAAAAAACCCCAAACAUAAUACAUUUACAACAACAUGAAAUUACCACAAAUAAACAGAAUUUAAUACGUUUUACCAUUAAAUUACAAGUGAAAAUAUCAUUUUACACAAGAACAAAGACCAGGCAAAAGGCCGUCAAAAAUACAAGUAGAAAAAUCGUGAAAAAGGUGGUGGUAGUAGAGCAAAGUGAUAAAAAAACGAUAAAAUAAAAGUGAUUUAUUAAAAAAAAUAAAAAUUAUUAAACCAAUAUCAUAAGCAUAUUAAAAAGAAUUUUAAGUAAUUAACAUUUAAUAUAUAAAUUGUACAAGAAACAUAUGAAAUUACAUUGUUUUUAAGGGCACAAAGUGCGUCGUAGUUAACUAUUUAGUAGAAGAAGAAAAGGAGCUACACAAAAAUUAAACGAAGUACAUUUUUCAUAUUUUUAGCCUUAACAAAUUGUGUUAGAGUGUAGGUGCUGACUGGGGUUGCUGUUGGUUCUAUAGCUUUUAUUGUUGUUGCUGGUUGUUGGUUUGGUUACUGAUCCAACCACUCAUCCGUAAGCAAGCAAGUUUCAAAGGAAAACCAAAAGGACACUGAACAAGACUCUAUAGCCAAUUUAUUUUCAAGUACAUACGCACUGAACUAAGAAUUUUAUACUUGAACAGUUUGGUAAUUGUUGCUUGUAACAAUAAAAGUGUUUUACAGCCCCUACUCCACUGCUACUACUACUGCUGUUUUUAUUUUUCUGCGUUUAGUUGCUGUGCCGUUUGUAAGUGAGGAUCGUGCAUGUUUUCCAACAUGGCCAACACUUUGGAGGAACAACAAAGCUUACGCGAAUGCGAAAAUUAUAUACAAUCUCAUGGUAUACAACGUGUUCUCAAGGAUUGCAUUGUACAGCUGUGUGUCAGUCGCCCAGAAAAUCCCAUACAGUUUUUGCGACAGUAUUUUCAAAAAUUAGAAAAGGAACAAGUUAAACUUGAUGCCACCAAACAGGUUACCAGCCCUGACGAUUGUGAAGAUCUCAGUCCAAUGCCACAAACACAUGCCCCACCAGUUAGACGACGUGGCGGCAUUUCAGCCGAACCCGUGACUGAAGAGGACGCAACCAGCUAUGUGAAAAAAGUUGUACCCAAAGAUUACAAAACAAUGGCUGCUCUCUCAAAAGCCAUCGCCAAAAAUGUAUUAUUCUCACAUUUGGAUGAAAACGAACGUUCCGAUAUAUUCGAUGCCAUGUUCCCCGUAACACAUCUAAUGGGCGAGAAUAUAAUACAACAGGGCGACGAGGGUGAUAAUUUCUAUGUCAUAGAUCAAGGUGAAGUUGAGGUAUUUGUCAAUUCCGAAAUGGUAACUACAAUUGGUGAGGGUGGCAGUUUUGGUGAAUUGGCAUUGAUUUAUGGUACCCCAAGAGCUGCUACAGUACGUGCCAAAACCGAUGUUAAAUUAUGGGGUAUUGAUCGUGAUUCAUAUCGACGCAUUUUGAUGGGCUCCACCAUCAGAAAACGUAAAAUGUAUGAAGAAUUUUUAUCGCGUGUUUCUAUAUUGGAGAGUCUGGACAAAUGGGAACGUUUGACGGUGGCUGACGCUUUGGAACUUGUUAAUUUUGAAGAUGGCGAAACAAUUGUUAAGCAGGGAGAACCUGGUGAUGAUUUCUAUAUUAUUGUUGAAGGAUGUGCUGUUGUUUUACAAAGACGUGCUGAGCAAGGCGAUGAACCUGCCGAAGUUGGCCGUUUAGGCACCAGUGACUAUUUUGGAGAAAUUGCAUUGUUGCUAGAUCGUCCACGUGCUGCUACAGUUGUUGCCAGAGGUCCUUUGAAAUGUGUUAAAUUAGAUAGAGCGAGAUUUGAGCGUGUCUUGGGACCCUGUGCGGAUAUUUUGAAACGCAACAUUACUCAAUACAACAGUUUUGUUUCAUUGUCUGUUUAAAUCCAGACUUUCGAAGGAUAACUGAACACAAAGCAAAACAUUAAGAGAAAACAAACACAAAUUAAGUUUUUCUUUUUUUUUAUAAUUUUAUUGAAAAACUUUUAAAAGUUUUGCAAAAUUUGUAAAAUGAAAACAAAACAAAUUAAUGAAGAAAAACUUUGUAAAAUACACUGCUAGAAAUGAAACAUUUAUCUUGAAAGAAAAACAAUUUGGAAUUAAAAAAAGAAGAAAUCAAAUACACACUCACUUUCAACAACAACAAUGAAAAACAUAAAGAAGGAACAACAACUACUUUAAAUUUAGAGAUAAACAACAACAAUCCAACAACAAAAAGGAAACAUAUUUUCAAACAAGACUCUAUAGAUGAAAUAAACAACAAACAAACAAAAAUAAAUCAUAAAUGUUUAUACAGAAAUAUAAAAGAAAAAAUUAAACAAAUUAUAAAUUAAAAACUUUUUCAUACAAUUAUAAAAAUAUGUAUAAUUUAAAAAAAAAACACAAAGGCAAAACAAAACAAAUUUAAAUAUAUUUCACUGUUUGAUGUAAAAGCUGUAACAACUACAACAAUACAAAAAAACUACAAUAAAUUGUAAGAGAAGAACUGUUGUUAAAGAAAACUAAAAAAAAUAGUAACAAACAUAUAAAAAUAAAACAAUUUUGUAAGAAAAAGUUUUGAUUGAUUGAAAGUUUAAAAAUAUUUUGAACCUCCAAAAAACAACCUAAAUAGAAAACAAACUUAAUUAAACUGAAUUUAAAAAAAAAAAGAAAAAGUUUAUCAACUACAUCUUGUAAAACACAACAAACUAUAAUAUAAACUUUCUCUAAUUAAAAAAACAAUUCUGUUUGAAAUAUAACAAGAACUACUUACAUACAAACAUACAAUUUAAACUAACAAUUGUUUUAUUUUAUUAAUUUUGUUUUCCUUUCAAAAAGAAACAUUUAAUAAAACAAGACAGGAUCUGUAUGACUUUAGAGAAGGUUUAUAAAUUCGUUUUAUAUAUUUAUAUUAAUUAUAUUUUCUUUUCUUUAUUUUAUUUUUUUGUUAUUUAUAUAAACUUUUUUUUUUUUAAUUUUUUGUUAAUUAGAAUAUUAUUUUUUGUUGUAUCAUAAACAUAAUUAUUCUAUUAAAUUAUUUAGUUAAUAUUUUCAAACAAUUUUAAAAAGGUUAGCUUAAAUUUUGCUGGCAACUUAUACAUAUAAACAAACAAACAAAAGAAAACCUUACAAACAUACAUAAUUAUAUAAUAAAGAAUUGAAUUUUUUUCCUAAAAAAAUAAUUAAAAUGAAUAAACAAA
Calliphora vicina (urban bluebottle blowfly) is the source of this 3298-nucleotide messenger RNA. RefSeq names its product protein kinase, cAMP-dependent, regulatory subunit type 1 (gene Pka-R1). The transcript has 6 exons. Gene Ontology annotation, cellular component: cAMP-dependent protein kinase complex. Gene Ontology annotation, biological process: regulation of protein phosphorylation. Gene Ontology annotation, molecular function: cAMP-dependent protein kinase regulator activity. The record is from RefSeq and is a predicted model, not a curated record. NCBI's taxonomy places the organism in Eukaryota, Metazoa, Arthropoda, Insecta, Diptera, Calliphoridae. The coding region runs from base 867 to 2003 and encodes 378 amino acids.